Messenger RNA from Aphidius gifuensis, 4688 nucleotides. RefSeq lists its product as uncharacterized. The transcript is spliced from 12 exons. Gene Ontology annotation, molecular function: lipid carrier activity. NCBI's taxonomy places the organism in Eukaryota, Metazoa, Arthropoda, Insecta, Hymenoptera, Braconidae. The record is from RefSeq and is a predicted model, not a curated record. Gene Ontology annotation, biological process: lipid transport. Bases 210 to 4502 code for a protein of 1430 amino acids.
UUUUGAAUAGAAAAAAGUAGAAAAAAAAAAUCUGGUAUGUAUAGCAGUACAAAGAGGAUGAUGAGAUUGAGGAUAAUGAGUCGAUGGGAUAAUUUAAAACUAACACGACUUAAUGAUACACAUUUAUGUGAUAGGGAGAAUUGUAGUGGGUGAGUUGGGGUCAUCAUUUAUGAUUUGAGUCGACAUUAAAAACAGUUGCCACAAUAUAAAUGUUGUUCAUCAACACAAUGAAUUCUCCAGAUAUUAUAAAAUCAACAAAUCAAUUAAAAAUUAUAUUUGUAACAAUUAUUUUUUUGAUAAUCGUGAGUGUGACCUCGACCAAGGAAAUUUUCCGUUCUCAUAAAACUUAUGUUUAUUCAUAUUUGGCUGAAUCAAGUUCUGGUGUAUUGUUACCAUCCAGGGCAGCAUCAACAUGGGGAUUUAAAGGAAAACUUUUUGUUAAAACGACAAAUUCAUCUGCUGUUUAUUUUCAAUUAAAAUCAUUAAAAACAUUUGUUAAUAAUGGAAAACUUGGUGAGACAUCAGGAGAGAUGAAUGUUGAUGAAGAAGAAGCUGCUGUUGAACUUGGAAAACCAUUUGAAAUUAUUUAUAAAAAUGGAUUAGUUAUGAAUUUUAGUGUUGAAAUUAAUAGCUCAAUUUGGGCUAAUAAUAUUAAAAGAAGUAUUGCUGGAAUUUUACAGUUAGAUUUGACGAGUUUAGAGGAUCAAGUUGCUUUUUAUUCACCAGAGAGCAAUCAUUAUGGACGUUGUACUAGUGAGUAUAUUACAUCACCAGAAUCAGUUGAUGAAAAAUGGAUUAGAAAAUUUUUAAAUCCAAGAGCAUGUGUUGGACAUCCUCAUUGGGCUUGGACAAAUGUUCCUCGUAUGCAAUGUCCAACUAGUAACGAGAAUCCAAUUAUUAAAUCUAGUGAACGAUUAUAUAAAAUUAAAUCAAUUGAUAAUAGUAAUGAAAUAACAUUUGUCAAUGCAACCGGUGAAAUAUAUGUUCAACCAUUUCAAAGUUUUGGAGAAGCUCAAUUUUUAUUUACUCGUCAAGUUAUUGAGCUAAUUGAAGUUACAGAUUUGAUUGAUUAUAAAAUUGAUAAUAAAUUUGUUGAUGUUGCAAUUCAACAUCAACUUCCAGAUGAUGAUGAUUUAUCACAAGGUCGAGCUGUUCAUAAAAAAGAAGAAAUAUUUAAAUCUAUAUCCUUGUUGUUGGAUCGUUUGAGCCAAAGACUAGAAAAUCCUGGUCUCGAUACAGAAAUUGAAAAUUUACACAACACAACAGUGUCAAUUUUAUUGUAUUACCUUGGUAAACUUGAUAGAUCUGGUCUUCAAGCUGGUUACAAUAGUAUAUCAGGAACAAGUUACAAAGAAGAGACAAUUAGAAAUAUGUUUUUAGAAACACUACCUCAAAUUGGAACACGUGAUGCAGCUUUAUUUAUUCUUGAUUUAAUACAACAAAAAAAAGUAUCAGAUAUAACUGCAAUGCAAUUACUAACACAGCUACCAUUUCAUAUUAGAAGACCUGAUGUACAAUUACUAGUUAGUCUUCAGCCACUUUUAAAUUUACCAGAUAAAAUAUCAUCAGAAGUUCGUAACACUGGUAUAUUAACAUUUGGUACAUUAAUAUACAAAACAUGUUUAGUAUAUUGUCCAUAUGAAAUGCUUGAUGAUUAUGUACGUCUUUAUCUUGAUAAAUUUACUGAAAAUAAAUUAUAUGAAAUGAAAAUGGUAUGGCUUGAGGGACUAUCAAACAUUCAACUUGGAAGAGUUGUUGAAUUUUUGGAACCAAUUGCUAGUGGUAACAGCUUAGAGUCAAGACAUUUGAGAGUACUUGCUGCUUGGGCAUCAUUACCAACUGCUGCUCUUAGACCUGAUGUUAUUUAUCCAGUUUAUUGGCCAAUAUUAAUUAAUCGUACUGAACAUUUGGAAAUGCGAGUUGCAGCAUUGACACUAUUGAUAAUAUCAAAUCCAACAGCAAAUAGAAUAAUAUCACUUUAUUGGUACAUGCACAGUGAGCCAAAUGAUCAUUUAUAUAAUUUUUUUUACACAACAUUAAAAUCAAUGGAAAGAACAAAUUUUCCAUGUUACAAACAUAUUGGUGAAAUUGCUGCUCAAUUUAGUAGAAUAUUACGUAAACCAACUGAUGAACAACCAAUUGCAACUGGUAAUUAUAUAUUUGAUUAUGAAGAUACAACAAGAAAUUUUGGUGCAAUGAUACAAAGUAUUAUUAUUGCAAGUCCAAAAUCAAAUAUACCAGAAGUUGCAUAUAUUACAUUAAAUAGCCAUGGUAGUGGAACAAAUUUAAAUCAUAUAUCAAUUUAUAUUAAAGCAACUGGACUUAUGCAAUCAUUAUCAAGUUAUCUUGAAAGUCCAGUACGUGUUAAAGAUAUAUUAAAACAAUUUAAAAUUGAUAAGCUAACAUCACAAAAUAUACAUUUUGAAAUAAUAGCAAGAGUACAACAAAAAGCUGUACUUUGUUUACAUUUUAAUUCAACAAAUAUUGCAAAUGCAAUGUCAUAUUUAACAUCAUUACCAGAUAAUACAUUUCAUAUAUAUAAAAAUAUGGAAUUUCAUGUUAAUCAACAAAGAAUAAAUGUACCACUUACAAUGGAAUCAAUACAAGUUACUGAUUUAGGUACAAAUGUUAGACUUGCUGCAACAACAACAUCAUUAUUUUCAUUGAGAGGAAAUUUUACACAUUUUUCUGGUGGAAGAAAUAAUCAUAUGAUUGUACGCACAGCUGUUCAUGGUACUGAAGUUGUUGAAUCAUAUAAUCCAUUAAUUGACGUUUGGCAUUCAGCUGAACGUGCACAAUCACUUCAUGGAUAUCUUCCAGCUAAUAUUACAGUGGGUUUACAAGAUAAGCUAUUUAUAUCUUACAAUACACCUGGUGAAUAUUUAAGAACUGGUAUAACUUUUCAUACACGUACAACAACAACAAUAAGAGGUGUUAAAGUUAAUCAAAAAUUACGAAAAAUAUGUAGUAAUUGUUCAUUGACAUUUACUGUUAAACGAUCAAAUGAAAAUACAAUGAAAGAAAAAAUAAUAUUUGAUUGGAUUGUACCUGAGCUUGGUGGUCAUUUUAAUUUGAAAAUAUUUGAUUGUGAAACACAAGUAACACAAGAUGAAAUAUUAAGUGAUAUUGGAUUUUCACAUCGUGGUAAUUAUCAAAGUUGGCCACUUGCUAAAUGGCCAUUAUUAGCAGCUCAUUUAUUUGAUUAUUUUAGUUAUGUACCACCAAAAGGAAGUUGUGGUUUAGCUGUGUAUAUUGAUCCAUCAAAUAUUCAACCAUCAGAAGUUAAAUUUGAAUUUAUUAAAAAUGGUAAAUUUCAUGUAUUUUCAUUGACAAGAAGUGUAUUAGAAACAUCAGAAAUUAUACAACAAUGGACACUAGCAGCUGUUUAUGAAUCAACAAGUUGGCUAUCUGAUAGUUUAAAAAUAAAAGCAACAAAAACACAACCUGGAGAAAAAGUUAUGAAAGUAUGUAUUGAAAUGGAAAAAAUAAUACCAUGGACUUGGGAUGAUUUAAGUUUAAAAACAAGUGAUCCAGCAUCAAUAAAAUUGAAUGUCAUUUGGGGUUGGUCAGAUCAAAGUAAAGGCAAGUGUAAUGGUACAUCAUUGUUGAUGAAUUUCGUUGGAGAAGUAAGUGAACAACAAAUACAAGAAAGUAAAAGUAACAAAUGGCCAUAUAAACAGUGUCGACAAGAAUCAAUUGGUAAAUCAGUAUUACCAUAUACUGAGUCAUGUUAUGAAGCAUCAAAAGAACUAUCAACACUGAGAAAAUAUCAAAUUGUUGUUAUUUCUGAAAAUCUACCGGAAAGACUAUCACAAAUUCUUUGGAGACUCAAGUCACUUUAUGAUGUCAUUGGAGGAGGAAAUAAUACAGCUCUAGUUGAUGACAAUCAACUUGUUGUUAGUGCAAUAUUUGCUAAAGAUUAUUCAACAUCAACAAUGCAUGUUAAUCAUAAUGAAGUACCAAUUCGUUAUGAUCCAGAAUUUGUUGAUACAAUUUUAAUGCGUACACGUCUUCAUAGAUAUAUUGAUAAUCCUAUGCUUCGAGUAUUUUUUAGUGUUUGUACAUUGACACCUUCGACAAUUAGAUCAGCUUAUAAUGUGACAAAAAAUGUUGAAGAUGAUAAAGAGUUUCUUGUUCUUGGACAAUGCUAUGAUGAUAAUCCAGGCUUUGCAUUGACAUCGUAUAAAAAUAAUUCUGGGCUAACGUUGGUUAUUAAUGAUGAGUCAGAUAAUAUUAAAAUUGUUCCUGAUAAAAUGGGAGGUAGUAUUUACAAUUUCAAUGAUAAAAUUACUAUCGAAAGAGAUUUUAAUUGGACGUUUAUCAAUGGAAAAAGAAUUCGACUGGAUGAAAAAUCAAUUUAUCUAUUUUUGAAUAAUAUUUUUCUUUUUAUUCAUUUUACGGAAGAACAAAUUUUAUUAUUUUUUCCAAAUUAUAUUAAAGAAUUUACUUGUGGUGUUUGUACUGCUCGUACUUUUAAUUCUAAUAUAUAUCAUAAAGUUUAAUAAAUAUUUUAUUUUAUUAUGCUAAUUUUAUAUUAAAAUUAUUUUUAAAAUUCACAAGUAUUUUGUGAUUUUAUAAAAAUUAAUUGUGGAUAAUUCAAGUUUAAUUUUCUAUCAUAGAUGUAUGUGAUUAUCUAUUAGACUCAUUAAAAGUUUAUAAAUAAUAAUAAAGUUUAAAUAAAAAAAAUA